AUGGCAUCGCCAGUCUACACCUCGGCUGGCAGGCAGCGUUCCCUCACUUCAAAUAUCCGCCCAGAUGCCGCCUGGAUCAAUAAUGGCCACCCUCCAUUUGAGCAUCCAAUUCCCAGUCUACCCGAUAGGAACAAUAUGGUAGUGCGCCCUAACCCAAACCAAGACGAUACCAAGUCGAUUUCCUGGGUUACGGAAGAGGUCGGCUACUUCGAUCCCGACAUGACUGAAGAAAAUCAUAUCCGCUGUGUCAGGGGUGCCAUGUACUUCAGCCACGUCCUGGCUUUCGUCAACAACCUUAGGGCUAUUUCCGUCUUCAAACCAGAAGAUGCGAUGCGCUACAAUGUUCAUGCUUGUCUAGAAUCUCUCCGUGAACUGCCACUUCAAGAGGGUUGGUGCCGUCGUCUUCUGGAGAGGUUCAGCCCAUCUGAGUACACUGCGUUGGCCGAAGUUCAUGGAAAGAUUCACACGUUCGAGGAAACGCAAUCCUGCCGGAGCCUUGUGACAUGGUCUCAUAACGUACUGCGACGCCUGCAAUGCGAUGCAAAGUACACCAAUGCCACUCAACAUGAGCAGCUGGUUACUCUUCAUGGACUACUCGACCCGGUCCUUCAGAAAAGACUCGCUCGGCCUCUUCCGCAAACAAGUAUCGCAGAGUUUGUUAAGGACCUUGACGAUACGUACCUUGAGUUGUACUACGCAGACUCUUUCAAGAGAGACGAAAUGGCAACCGAGGCUGGGAAGUCCUCCAUCUGGAUCCCAUCGGAGGUCGGCUACUUCGCACCAGACCAAACACUGACCCACCACGUCCACAGAGAACACGGCAUUCUGUACUUCCAGGACGUGUACGCUUUCGUCAACUACAUGCGAGCUAUCGCCGAGACUACCCGGGAAGACGCCAUCCGUACCAACCUCUAUCUAUGCCUUCGGGACAAAGCACUGGAAUGGUGGGUUGCCGAGUUGUCGAGUCAGGAGAGACAAAAUCUCCGCACCAAGCCUCUCGAAGACGGAUGGUUUCACAUCCUUCAAGUACGUUUCCAUCCAAUUGAAGAAGUCGCAGAUGAACAGUUGUACGAGACCAAGUAUGGAUGGGAUGCCGUGAAGGCGGAGUAUCCCGCUGUCGUGUGGGCUCAUACUAUGCUGCGACAUCAUCAGGCGAUGAAGCCUUCCAGACUCUUUGCUGAAUUGCUCGGUAUCUGGAAUGCGUUUGAGCCGGAGCUGCAGGAGGACCUUGAGAAGCCUACUGAAAACACCUCCCUUGCGGGCUUCAUGGCGAACAUCGACAAGUGUUAUAAUAAGUGGCGCUGGUUUGUAAUGACGGAUCGGAAGUAG
This is a messenger RNA of Penicillium cinerascens, 1329 nucleotides long. RefSeq lists its product as uncharacterized. The record is from RefSeq and is a predicted model, not a curated record. The transcript has 2 exons. Lineage: Eukaryota; Fungi; Ascomycota; Eurotiomycetes; Eurotiales; Aspergillaceae. Bases 1 to 1329 code for a protein of 442 amino acids.